This is a messenger RNA of Benincasa hispida (wax gourd), 1114 nucleotides long. RefSeq lists its product as uncharacterized. The record is from RefSeq and is a predicted model, not a curated record. Lineage: Eukaryota; Viridiplantae; Streptophyta; Magnoliopsida; Cucurbitales; Cucurbitaceae.
AUUUGAAAAUUUCAGUUUAGAGGGCAAAGAAAAGGGAAAAAUCCAUCCCAUAAUGGUAUGAAUAAAUAAGAAAAUUAAAGAGAAAUUAUAGCAACUUGUUGAAGCAGUUGAACUGCAAAUUCCCCAAACCCAAAAAACACACAAAUUCACCACCACCAAAUCCAAAUUUCCUCUCUCCUUCUCUCAAAUUAAUUUCAAUUUUCACAAUCAUAAUCUCAAAAUUCCAUGGCGGUUGAAGAUGAUUUCAGUUUCCCCACCGCCUUAGAGCCUUUAAGCCGCUGCGGCAUCGAUUCGCCGCCGCUAUGGCGUCUCUCUCCGGCCACAUCUCCGAUUUCCUACCGCCAACAAACAUCCUGCGAUUGGAAUUUCAGAGACACGGCGGCGGACGGUGGGAACAGCGAUCGGUUCCCGUCGGGGAGAUUUACGGCGUCGUUGCAGAGAAGGAGAUUUUCGAGCGAUGCAGAGGAGGAGGAGGAGACGGCAGCGGCAGCGGCGGAGAAGAUGGACGUGCUUUGGGAGAAUUUCAACGAGGAAUUGUCCAGGAGUCGGAGAUCCAGGUUGAUGAAAACGGCGGAAAUGGAGGAGAUUGAGAUUGUGAAGACGCGGCGUCGGAUGACGGAAUUAAACUUAUCGGAGACUUCCGGCACGGUGACGACGACGAGGAAAGCGACCGGGAAGACGGCGUUUGUUAAGGUUUUGAAGAAGCUUUUCUUGAUCCAUAACAAUUCCCGCCGGAAUCUGCAAACUCCAUCACGGUGAUAAAUAAAAUACGGAGGAUCUCGUUUUUGGGGGGCAAAGAAAAUGUAUAAAUUAAUAAGAAAUUACAAUUGAUUACAUGGUUUAUUUUUUUUCCCUUUUAACAUUGGAAAUAUUUCAAAAUUUUCAAUCCAAAUUAUUGUUCUUCAUUUCUUGUAAAAGGGGUAAAUGUUCAGAGAAAUGUUGACAUUUGUGAUCUUUUGUAUGAAUUUGGGCGGUUCUAGAAUUUAUGUUUUUGCUGGGGCUAGAUUUAGAAAAGGUAUAAUAAUUUCAUAGUUGUUAAAGUAACCUUUUGGUACUUUGGGUUUUGUUACAAAUAUACCAUAAUUUCUAAUGAUGUAAAAAGGAAUAAGUAAUU